This is a messenger RNA of Racocetra fulgida, 891 nucleotides long. The record is from the annotation of a GenBank genome assembly. NCBI's taxonomy places the organism in Eukaryota, Fungi, Glomeromycota, Glomeromycetes, Diversisporales, Gigasporaceae.
AUGGACAUUCAAAUAAUGACUGCGGAAAAUGUGCCAAUACAAAACGAUAAUGUAGUAAUUGCUUCUAUACCACAAAGUGAAUUAGCGAUGUCAAGCAAUUCGUUCAACGAUCCUCCUCCAUCUUUUGCUGAGUCUCAAAGGCAGAAAUAUCUCGAAGAACAAAAUUUUACCCGAAUUCAUCGGAUUCAAAUUACUGAUAAUGGAAUUCUUGAUAAUGGAAUGUUAAAAACCACAUCAACGCCGUCUCGAACUCCAAACCUAAGUAAUGCUUGGGAAUUUGCUGGAUGGGGUUCGACCUAUUAUAUCGAUCUUCCACAAAAUUCUCCCGAGCCUUCAGAAUCAAAACGUGUUUUACUCGGUCAAUGGCGUGCCACUAGUAUAUCCGGAAAUGACCUUGUUGCAUCGGUUCUUUAUACUAUUGGAUUAUGUACAACAGUGGCUGGAAAAUUCGCUCCCAUAUCACUGUUAAUAAUUUCGAUCAUCCUUUAUCCAUUCAAGGGUAUUAUGAACGAAGUUGGUACUGCCUUACCUUUAAAUGGUGGCUCUUACAAUUGUCUAUUAAACACUUCUCCAAAAUGGUUUGCUGCCGUUGCUGCCGCUUUAAGUUUAUUAGAUUAUGUUGCAACAGCUGUUGUUAGUGCUGCAUCUGCUAUAUCUUAUGUCUCCAGACCAUUGAAUUUGUCUGAUUCUGUCAUGUUUUGGCUUACUAUUGGCAUGAUGGUGUUAUUUGCUAGUAUUGUGGCGUUAGGACUUCGAGAAUCUUCUAAUAAUUGGAAAGAUCCUGGCUCUGGAAAUCCAUUACUUGACAUUUUUAAUGGUGUAUGUGUAGGACUUUUAGGGAUCACUGGCUUUGAAACGUCUUCUAAUUACAUAGAAGAUCAAAAACCUGGC